AUGAAGGAUUUUUACAACAGGUAAAAUUUUGUUUUGAAAGUUAGGUCUUGCUUUUGUGAAGGUUAAGUCUUAGCUUUGUGAAGGUUAGUUCUUGGUUUCAUGAAAUAGUCUUGAGUUUAUUGUUUUGAAAGUAGAGCAGUACCUAGAAACAUUCACAUAGAUCAUCAAUAAUGUCAGAAAUCUGCUCUUAUGACAAACAAAAUCAAGCGACGGUAAUGUUAGGAUUAAUAUAGCGAGACUUGUAUUUAUAUAUUUUAUCUUUGCUAGAUACAUCAUGCUAGUAGUGCUUAUAGGACUAGAUUUGCUGUUGAUUAAAAGGAGAUACAACAUUGCAAUUGCCAUAUAACGAGUCGCUCAGUGAUUUUAAAUUUGUUUGUUAUAAAGGAGCUUUUUCAUACAUGAGUUUUCAAUGCCAUAUGUUCGUUUUUCUUUUCUUUUUCUACCUAGGUAACUAGCUACCUGCAAAGUCAUAAUCAUAUGUGAUUUUCUAUCAUUUACCUUACCUUUUCAAUUUUUUAAAAUUUUUUUUCAAUACUCUUAAUUUACAUUUUCUUCAGCUCACCACCCCUCGUAGCCACCAUUGAACCGUUGCACGCGUCGCCAAAGGGCUCUUCCACAUCGUCGGCCGAAUUCGAGUUGGUGGAUCGCUACUGGUCGCCGCAUUCCUAUAGUCCCAACUCUUUUCUCCCGUCCCCCUUCAAUCAAGCCAGAAUGCCCAAUAUCAAGGUGUUCUCGGGCUCGUCGCAUAAAGAUUUGGCUGUGAGGAUUUGUGACCGACUUCAGCUUGAUUUGUCCAAGGCUUCGUCGAAAAAGUUUAGCAAUAAGGUGGGUGAAUUGGCUUGAACUUUGAAGGUUUAUGGGAAGGAAAAAAAUUUUUUAAAGUUUUGAAAGCAAAAAAAUAUUUUUUGGAGGUUUCUUGAAAAUUACUAAGUCUUUUGAUCUACAUAUCUAUUAUAUCGUGACAUUUCAGGAAACAAAUGUAGAAAUUGGUGAAUCAGUCCGAGGCGAAGACGUCUUUAUCGUCCAAAGUGGAUGCGGCGAAGUGAACGAUCAACUGAUCGAACUCCUCAUUAUGAUUAAUGCCUGCAAAAUCGCAUCGUGCUCACGCGUCGCCGCCGUGAUCCCAUGCUUCCCCUACGCGCGACAAGACAAAAAAGACAAAUCCAGAGCACCAAUCAGCGCAAAACUCGUAGCCAACAUGUUAUCAGUAGCCGGUGCCGACCACAUCAUCACCAUGGAUUUGCACGCUUCACAAAUUCAAGGCUUCUUCGACAUACCGGUCGAUAACUUGUACGCAGAACCAGCGAUUCUGAAGUAUAUUCGAGAGUCGAUCCCAGAUUGGCAAGAGUCAGUUAUCGUGAGUCCGGAUGCAGGCGGAGCGAAGCGAGUAACGGCCAUCGCUGACAGAUUAAAUGUGGACUUUGCUCUGAUUCAUAAGGAGAGGAAACGAGCGAAUGAAGUCGAGAAGAUGACAUUGGUCGGGGAUGUGAAGGGUAAAUGCGCCAUCUUGGUGGAUGAUAUGGCUGAUACUUGUGGCACUAUCUGUUUGGCCGCUGAUAAGUAGGUUUGGGGUGGGGAGGAUAAGGUGAAGUUGUUAUGGGAUUUUAUAAUUUGUGUAGACGUAGAGCUGAAAUAGGUCAACUAGGUUUGGCCUCGGCUCGGUUUAAGACAGGGCAGUGCAGAAGCAAAUUUUGAAAGGACCGGGCCGAGUUGGCAAGUGAGGGCCGGGCAGGCUUGGACGCAGGGCAGGGUGCCCUGUACCAUGCCCUGUUACAGGGUAUGGUAGGGCAUGUUUUAAAAAUUUUUUACAGGGCAUGGUCAAGCUUGGGACAGGGCAUGGCAUAUGCCCUGUAUUACCCUGCAAAUGCCCUGUUUGUGUCAUGGUAAGUUUUGGCGGACGCCUCCGCCGAGCGGUCGAUAAUCGGCGGGCGCCAUAACUUGAUUAGUUUAGUAGCUAGAAACAUGUAGUUCUUUUCAGAAAUUAUAAGACGUCAUAGGCUACAAAUGAGAACAUAAUUUGAAGAUCUUAAAUGUAGUAUUGAUAUCGACCGGUUGAUAAUUUUUAGUAUAUUUUAAUUGCAAAUUUUAUACAUAUUCUUAUCGCUCUGGUGUUCUAAAUUGUAUAGAAAUUGCAUUAGAUACAAUUCUAAGCAAAAACCUUUGUUUUUUGUAAAAAUUAAACAUUUGUAAAUUAUCGACCGGUCGAUAACAAUAUUGUUUUUAAAAACAUAAAUUAUUGGCUUAAUGUGUAAAUUAUAACAGAUAACAACUUCUGCACUUAACUAGAUGUUUCUAGCUGCUAAACUAACCAAGUUAUGACGUCCGCCGAUUAUCGACCACUCGGCGAAGGCGUCCGCCAAAAUUUACCCAAAUGCCCUGUAAAUACUCUGUAAAUGCCCUAAUGCCCUGCAGGGCAAGGGCAUGGUAGGGCAGGGCGUGAAAGUUGAAUGCCCUGUACAGGGCAGGGCACAGGGCAUGGCAUGGAAAUUUGCCAAUGCCCUGCCCUGUGUCCAAGCCUGGUCUGACCUUUUGACAGACCUAUAUAGACUCAUCUUUAACCGUUUCAAAAAAAAGACUCUUUUUUAAGCAUUUUAUUUUUAGGCUAGUCGAAGCAGGCGCGGCCAAAGUGUUCGCCUUCUGCGUUCACGGCGUCUUCUCGGGUCCAGCACUGGAUCGCUUGAACAAAAGCUCAUUCGAAGCCAUUGUCGUGACGAAUACGAUCCCACAGGAGGAGAAUAUGAAAAAGUGUUCCAAGAUUCAGUGUAUCGACAUCUCCAUGAUUUUGGCCGAAGCCAUCCGCCGAACUCAUAACGGCGAAUCCGUCUCAUACCUCUUCUCGCACGUUCCUCUAUAG
This is a messenger RNA of Bursaphelenchus okinawaensis, 2854 nucleotides long. The record is from the annotation of a GenBank genome assembly. NCBI's taxonomy places the organism in Eukaryota, Metazoa, Nematoda, Chromadorea, Rhabditida, Aphelenchoididae.